Molecule: messenger RNA, 1672 nt
Organism: Electrophorus electricus (electric eel)
Lineage: Eukaryota; Metazoa; Chordata; Actinopteri; Gymnotiformes; Gymnotidae
Product: P2Y purinoceptor 2
Biological process (GO): G protein-coupled receptor signaling pathway
Cellular component (GO): membrane
Molecular function (GO): oxysterol binding; G protein-coupled receptor activity
Source: RefSeq, a predicted model, not a curated record
AGCUACACAGAUCCUAUGUGCUCGUGAGUCACCUGAUCAACACCUGCUGCCAGACUUGUGCUUCCUCGUACUACACAAACACGGCUGGGGUAGCGUGGGGGAACAACUCUCUGAUGAUUUCCUGUGUGUGUCUUUUUAUGUUCAGAGCGAAGCAUACAGUUUAGAGAAAUGUUUUCCAUCAGUGGCUUCAGGCAGACAAAAGGACACUUGAAAAUUUGUUUCGUGUUGCCUCGAUCGCUUUCGGAUCAAUUUUCACUGAAUCUCAAAGGCCUUUAAGAACUGUAGAAGGAAGUCAAGAAAGUCACUUUAAGCUCCCGUGAUGAACGCCUCCAACUACAGCGAGUGCGGCGAGUCGACGGCCGACUUCCAGUUCUACCUCUUCCCCAUCACCUACUGCCUGGUGAUGGUGCUCGGUCUCCCCGGCAACCUGGGCGCCCUCUAUGUCUACGUCUUCAAGAUGAAGGAGAAGUCGUCCUCCAGCGCCUACAUCAUCAGCCUGGCGGUGGCUGACACCGUCUUCCUGUGCGUGCUGCCGUUCCGGGUGCACUACCACCUGAACGGCAACGACUGGAUCUUCGGCGAGGUGGCGUGCCGGGUGAUGGGCACCAUCUUUUUCUCCAAUGUCUACAUCAGCAUCUGCUUCAUGACGUGCGUGUGCGUGGACCGUUACCUGGCCACCGUGAAACCGCACACCUACCUGCGCCUGCGUGGCACGUGCUGCUGGGCGGUCGCCACCGCCGGUGUGUGGGUCGUGUGCGGCACGACAGGCCUGGCCUUCAUGCUGACGUUGCCCGUGGACACGGGAGUGGGGCUGGGCUCGCCCCGCCGCUGUCUGGAGAGCUUCGCAACGGGAGAGUGGGAGAACAGCCUGGCCGCGUACAGCGGCUUCAGCCUGGUGUUUGGCGCCCUGGUGCCCUGCGCCAUCAUCCUGGUGUGCUACCCACUGGCUGCCCGUCGCAUCGCCCGCAUCCGCACGGCCACGGCGCGGGCCGCCCUGCGCACCAUCUAUGCCAUCCUGGCCAUUACCGUGCUCUGCUUCCUGCCCUACCACCUGGUAUACCUGCUCCACCUUCUGCGGCGCACGCGGGUCAUCCGCGACUGCCACGCUGCCGAUGCCAUCUACGAUGCGCGCCGCGUCACCAUGGCACUGGUCAGCCUCAACAGCCUGCUCGACCCCGUGCUCUACUACUUUGCUACGGGUCGCUGCAAGUGGAGCCUCAGGUGGCUGAAGCCAAAGGGGAAAAGGGGCAUCUACACCAUCUCCGACCGCUUCUAGGAUUUGGUAAUCAUUUUCAGGAUUUGAGCCGCAGCCGCCAAGCAUCAAAAACAAAUACAUAAUCUUUGACUGCUCGAGAAAUCUCGAAAGCUGAAAUUAUAAACCAGGAAAGAACUGCAUGAUGAGCUCAUGCUCGUCUGGUCCAAAACAGACAUUCGUGCAAACAUGGUCAGUUAGGCGCUGUAGCUGCAGACCGAGCGUGUGAAGAGGUAAUCGUUUAACUGCAUAAUCAGUGUUUAUGUACUGUAAGGGCUGUAAGGUUGUAAUAUGUAGGGACGCAGGAAGCUCUGUGCAGCAGUGUCAGCAUGGGGGAAUGUGCAUCACUGCGCUGUUUCCAUGGUUACCAUCCUGCAGUGCUGCUCCAGUCUUUGUUGUUAUCAGUAAUGGUAGUAAAAG